UGAAUAUGUAUUUCUCAGUCGAUCUGUGGCUGGAUAAAUUUACUUUAUAUCUGGAGCAUCCAAUGUUUAUAAAAAUAUUUAUUAAUGUAAGUUAUCUCCUGAUUUAAGCCAUUGAGAAUUGGCUUACAUCCAUUAGCUUUAAAACUAUCCUAACUUUAAGAUAUAGAUGUAUACAGGACACACAUUCUUCCCAGAACUUAUCUUAUCAAAUAAGAACUCGCAAAUAGAUUCUAUUGAUGACAACAAUUUUCAAUGCUCAAAUGAUAACAUAUUUAUGGAUGACACUAGAAGCAAAUCUUUCUUCGAUGAUUACUACUUUGGAAAUGCAAGCAACACCUUUAGGAUAAUGUGCACUGAGCAAGAAAAUAAUGAUGUUAAUGAGUAUCAAUUUGUAUUCCCUGACAUUAAACCUCAGCUGAAAGAACUUGUUGAGGAAAAUUUGGACCAAGAACACUUCAUGGAGGCACAAGAGGAGGAAAAGGAAGUACUUAAUAAUCAGGAAUCUCAAAAGAGUGAAUUAACAAAUUCAGUGAAUAGGGCCCACAGUUAUCAGCUUUAUCAUGGAAAUAGCACUAAUUCCAGAAACAAGCCUUACAAAGCAACAUUUGCUGGAAGAAAGGAUGUCAUUUAUAAAGGAAUCGUUAGAGGUACGAGAAUGAAGCUCCAAACAGAAUUCGAUAGCUUUACCAAAGAUCUUUCCUUCAGUACCAAAAGUCAUGGCUGACAAGUCUUUAAAAGAGCAGUUAAAGAUUUUUAUGAUCAUUCAGUUUUCAAACAAGCAAUUAAUGAAAUGUUUGGGAAUGACCCUACAAAGGAACAAUAUUUUUGAGAAGUCUUGGCUGUAUUUCUUGAGAUGCCUUGGUAUUAUCCAAAGAAAAAGCCUGAACUCAGACAGGCAUCAACUCAAUUAAGGAAAUGAUGCUCUAAAUAUACGAAUGGCUUGUACACAAGGUUAUUCAAAUUCAAAGGGAUACAACUAUUUUUUAGCGUCCUGCUCCAAUCUGGAUUUAUUGAUAAACUUAUCAAUGAAAGAGAAAAUAUGGUCAAGCUCUAUGAUAGAUACCUCGAAGGUGUCGUAUCUAUUAUAAAAUUUAGUCAGAACAGAAAGCUUAUGGAUUAGUAUCUCUACAAUUGAAGAGGAAACCCUCACCCGGCUUAAUUUUGUGUUUUAAUGAAAUAAUUU
Messenger RNA from Moneuplotes crassus, 1183 nucleotides. The record is from the annotation of a GenBank genome assembly. NCBI's taxonomy places the organism in Eukaryota, Ciliophora, Spirotrichea, Euplotida, Euplotidae.